Messenger RNA from Pecten maximus, 681 nucleotides. Its product is annotated as brevican core protein-like. The record is from RefSeq and is a predicted model, not a curated record. The transcript has 4 exons. Bases 1 to 681 code for a protein of 226 amino acids. NCBI's taxonomy places the organism in Eukaryota, Metazoa, Mollusca, Bivalvia, Pectinida, Pectinidae.
AUGCCACAGUCACAACAAUAUCCCCGUGCUGCAGUCUUGACUAUUUUUAUCAGUGCCUGUUUGGAGUCCUACUUCCUUCUUGUUGUGGUUCCUGAGCUGAACAAGCCUACAUUGCUGAAGCUCCGAGUGGUGUUGGCAAGUGGUCAAAUUGUCCUAGAAAACAACAGUGGACUUGAAAACUGGUUCCCAAACACUGCUUUGACAACCGUUGGCGUAGUAGAUUCAGUUAUUGAAUGCGGCAUGCUGUGUAAAGAGGCCGGGUUUGUCAGUGGAACCAUCAAUGGCUACAAUUGUGACAUAGUUGACGACAGUUGCCUGAAAUUGUUGUCUAAUAAACGGACAUGGUCAUUCGCAAGUGCGGAAUGUGCUUCCGAAGGGGCAACACUCCUCUAUAUCGAUAGCAACAGUGAGCAACUGGCCAUUCAACAGUUCAUGGCAGACCAAGGACUUUCUAAUGUCUGGCUAGGAAUUAAUGACGUCACAGUGGAGGGUGACUGGAGAAACGAGGAUGGAACCAAACCAAGUGCUUACAAUAACUUUAAACUUGGGCAACCCGAUGAUCAAUUCCCAGGUCAAGACUGUGGGAAAGUGAGGGAAAAAGAUGGAUAUGAGUGGGAUGAUGACAAAUGUAUAAACGUGGACAGUGUCAUAUGUGAAAUCAAAAAGGUUGGUUUUCCGUAA